Messenger RNA from Rhopalosiphum maidis (corn leaf aphid), 2044 nucleotides. Its product is annotated as E3 ubiquitin-protein ligase XIAP-like. Gene Ontology annotation, cellular component: nucleus; spindle microtubule; cytoplasm. Gene Ontology annotation, biological process: regulation of cell cycle; positive regulation of protein ubiquitination; negative regulation of apoptotic process. Bases 204 to 1949 code for a protein of 581 amino acids. NCBI's taxonomy places the organism in Eukaryota, Metazoa, Arthropoda, Insecta, Hemiptera, Aphididae. Gene Ontology annotation, molecular function: cysteine-type endopeptidase inhibitor activity involved in apoptotic process; ubiquitin protein ligase activity. The transcript is spliced from 8 exons. The record is from RefSeq and is a predicted model, not a curated record.
UAUAGGUAAGACCUAUAUGAAAGGACCUAUAUAUAGGUCUUACCUAUAUAAACUAUGGAAACCGAUUGGCGACUACCAAAAAAAGUACACCCAAGUGUAAUUUUUCAGAAAUAGUGUUUUUCGAUACAGGGCCCAGUGCUGUACUGUUGAACUACGGUGUAUCAACUAUCAAGAGUAUAAUGAAUUAUCUUGAAGUCACAUGAAUGUUACACUUACAAUAUGGUACUGUGAAGGUCAACCAGCAGUGUAGAAUACUUGUUCACAUGUAUAUAUAUAUAUGGCUAUAUGGAUACAGUUUAGUAGCUCGUGUUAGUGAUAAUACUAUGUCGAUCCGCCGGAAGAUGUUAAAAGUAGGAUUAAUAAAAAAACCAUCAAACUCGGAACAAUUGCUCGAAUCCGACUUGUUGCCAAAUUCCGAUCUUUCCUUUGUCCAAAACUCCGAUACUCCCUCGGUCCAAAACUCCGAUACUCCUUCGGUCCAAAACUCCGAUACUUCCUCGGUCCAAAACUCCGAUACUCCCUUGGUCCAAAACUCCGAUACUUCCUUGGCUCAAAACUCCGAUACUCCCUCGGCUCAAAACUCCGAUACUCCCUCGACUCAAAACUCCAAUCCUCCCUUGGCUCAAAACCUUGAUUUUUCUUUGGCUCCGUUCCCGAACAUAUCGGUCUAUCGUAAAUAUUCGGCAUUUAGGUCUUCAAGAUUUAAAGCAGUUCCACGUACCGAGAGGAAUCAGCGGCCGGUCUUGCCGGUCAAAAAAAUAAUAGAGGAAAACAUAGCGAUAAGACGAUUGGUAUACCUGCACACGGGGCGGUGUACCGAGAGGCUACCAAAUCAAGACAGCCCAAUUACGGAUUUAUGCGUUGUCCCUGCAAUUCAUGUAUCUAAAGACAUGUCAGAUCCUGAUCAUCCAGUCAGUAAAUUCAUUAAAUAUAACAGAGUAAUUAAUGUAUGUGGACUUACUAACUGUGGAAGUGAUUCUACUAGUAAAGAAAAAAAUAAAUUUAUGAAAUUUAUACGUUCUACCGGUAUUUACCUUCGUGAAACAGAAUGGAUAUAUGGCGGCCAAGAAUUGAAUUCCGUUGAAAAACGUAGAAAAACAUUUGAAAGAUGUAAUGUAAUGUCACCAGAAAAUAUCAAUAAGUUGUGUGAAGCUGGAUUUUAUUAUAUAGGUGAUGGAAAAACAGAGGAAACAAUGUGUUUUUGCUGUGGAAAACGUGUAUUAUACUGGGGAAAAUCAGUCAAACCCUGGACUACACAUGCAAUCAUCACAAAGGAUUGCUACUAUAUGGCCUUAUGCAAGGGCAAAUAUUAUGUUCACCAAGUGUAUAAUGAUUAUCAACAUAUUCAAAGUUACUGUAAAACGAAUUUUUUUGAACAAUUGAUCAAUAUUAAGUAUGAUGAAAAUUCGUUCAAUGAAAUACUUUCUGCACCCAAUUAUUCAGAUAGUGAAGACGAAUCUUUUUCUGAAGUUCAAUCCUCUAAAAAGAUAAGGAGACAACCAUUGACUGAGCGAUUGUUAACUACAGUAACAAUUAACAAUACAACUGAGCCAAUUUUACUUUGCAAAAUUUGUGCUAAAGAUAUAAUUAGUGUGCUUAUCAUUCCUUGUGGUCACGUAAUUGCCUGUAUUCAAUGUGCUCUAACACUUAAAGAUUGCCCCGCAUGUACCCUGCUUUUUGAUAAUGAAACUGUUUUUUUGAGGGUGUUCAUAGUAAAAACAGAUAAAAAUAUCAAAAGAGUAAAUGAUUACCUGAAAACUGACACUAAUUAUGUUGAAAAUCCUGAAAUAGAUCAAUCACUUUGUAAGGUGUGUCAAAAAAAUGAUUUGGUAGCCUAUGUACCAUGUAGACAUAUAUACUCUUGUAGUGAAUGCACACUCACACUAAACAAUUCGUGUCCUAUAUGUAACGUUGGAUUAAUAGGUAUGAUACAAAUAUCAUUAACAUAAUACUUUUUUUUUUUACAUAAUUUACAAUUUCGAAAUAUCAACUAGUUUAUAAUUUCCAUGUACAAUAUAUUUGAGUAGAAAUCUUAUGGCCUAAA